Messenger RNA from Sitophilus oryzae (rice weevil), 1004 nucleotides. RefSeq lists its product as uncharacterized. The coding region runs from base 314 to 811 and encodes 165 amino acids. The transcript is spliced from 3 exons. Lineage: Eukaryota; Metazoa; Arthropoda; Insecta; Coleoptera; Curculionidae. The record is from RefSeq and is a predicted model, not a curated record.
AGAAGCAAAAAAAACAUUAAGAACGGAGGUAUACCUCCUAAAACAAAUUUGUUUUGCUAGUAAAAUACCACUGACGAAUUGGUUUCUGUAUGGAUUGCAGUCGAACAUUGUUCUUUUUAGAACCUCUUUUAGUGUGAAGUGUACAAGAUAGCUUAAUAGCCGUAAAGAACUCAUCGCAAAUUUAUUAGAAUAUUUUGAACGGGAAAGCGGUAGUAAUGGCGGUAGUAAUAUCUUUAAACUGUGCAAUGGCCAUUAUGGGCUUUAAGUGCUGUUAAGAAAAUAUGUAUUUACCUUGGAAUGUUAAAGAAAUAGUAUGUUACCGAAUUUAAAACUUGUUGUGGUGGCCGUUGUAAUGUUUAUUAAAUUUUCAAAUAUCUGUCAAUGUACAGAAAUGGAAAGUAAAGCAGUUAAAACGAGUGGAAGUGAAUGGAAUGGAAAAAUAUUAAUAAUCGAAGAUGAUGCUCGGUCUGUUAAUGCUAAACUAAAAAGUGGGGAUAUGUCGUCAGGGGCAAAAAAGAAACAUAAAAAAGCCGAGGAAUCUCAAGGAUUAGUAGAGAAGCAUUUACCGAUGUUACUUUUCCCGUUUCUAUUUUCAUCAGCUGUAAUUCCUAUAGCAUUAAUGACAAUAAAAUUACUAAUAAUAAAGGCUGGUAUAAUUGGAAAAAUUGCAGUCCUGUUGAUGAUACUGAGCUAUUUUAGAAGAUCAGUAAACCGUGGAGGUGUCAUUAAUCAUUACAUGACAGAUUUGGCUGCAGAGCAUUAUGGUUACCAUGGUGUUGAGGAACCUGGGGCGUACAUCAAUAAAAGAUGACAAUAAUUAUUAUAAAAUCUUAAAAUAAAGAUAAUAAAUCCAUUAUGAAAUAAACUAAAAUUGUGAAAUAAAAAAUUAUGAAAAAAAUAUGAAAUAAAAAAACAAGAAAGGAAAACGUUUAAAAAUAAUGUGCGAAAACUUCAUCCUUUUGUAUUUUCCUGCUGUUUAAUAAAGAGUAAAAGUUUAUACGAUA